AUGGUGGCCGCAAAGAAGACGAAGAAGUCCACGGACAACAUCAACAACAAGCUGCAGCUUGUGAUGAAGAGCGGCAAGUACACGCUCGGCUACAAGACUGUCCUCAGGACCCUCAGGAACUCCAAGUCAAAGCUAGUGAUCAUUGCUAACAACUGCCCUCCGCUCCGGAAGUCUGAAAUUGAGUACUAUGCUAUGCUGGCUAAGGUCACAGUUCACCACUUCCAUGGAAACAAUGUUGACCUGGGAACAGCCUGUGGAAAAUACUUCCGUGUCUGCUGCCUCAGUAUUAUUGAUCCUGGUGAUUCUGAUAUCAUCAAGACUACGCCGGGUGAGCAGUAA
Miscanthus lutarioriparius is the source of this 339-nucleotide messenger RNA. Lineage: Eukaryota; Viridiplantae; Streptophyta; Magnoliopsida; Poales; Poaceae. The record is from the annotation of a GenBank genome assembly.